CUGAGUAUUUGACUUCACAUUCUCUUCUGAACGCUAUAAUUUGAUACAAGUUUCUUCGCAUAAAUUUAAUUGACAAUAUGUUUACGAAAACCUUUUUGUUCGUUUUACUAGCAACAUUGUCCAUGUCGUUAGCUAAGGAUGAUCAACAUGAAUUGGUCAACCAAAUCCUUAGUACAGGAACAGUACUCACGAAAGAGUUUUCCAAACUGGUUGCAGAUAGCCCAGACAAACUUUCCGUAGACUUCAACAAUUUGUACAAAAAGUUAGAAGUUGAUGCAAAAGCUGAACAAGCUAAGAGUUUUUUGCAAACUCAGUUUAAAAAAGCAGCUGAAUCCUACAACGAAUCUUUGAAGAAAACUGAUGCCAUGUCCCAAGAAAACUUAAAGAAAACUAUUGAUAUCAUUAAAAAAGAAGACCCAAUCUUAGGAGAGAAAUUAUACAAGUUCUACGAGAAAACAUGUGAAAUGGACAAAAUAUCCGAGGACAUUGUUAAGUACAUAUUGGACGUAGACAAAAUUACUGGUGCAUUAGAUAAGUAUAGGUCAAGCAUUAGCCCGUUUAUCCAUAAAGCGACCGAAGGAAUAAAAAAGUUCGAGACUUUUGUAGUUGAACAUAUACCAAAGAAGGACAAAUAAGAACGUUUCCACCAAUUAUUUCAACUUUCAAAAACCAUCUAUGUACAUUGUACCAACAGAUGUAUAAUUAAUAUUAAUGUUCUUUAGGAAUUUUUUUACAAUAUUUAUGUGUAUUACAACUACUUCACUGUUCAAUUAAACUAUUAUCAUACAUUUAUAAUAUGCCAUAAAAUAAACAUAGUUUUAGUUUUUAUAAA
Molecule: messenger RNA, 832 nt
Organism: Sipha flava (yellow sugarcane aphid)
Lineage: Eukaryota; Metazoa; Arthropoda; Insecta; Hemiptera; Aphididae
Exons: 4
Coding region: 78-635 (185 amino acids)
Source: RefSeq, a predicted model, not a curated record